Anopheles aquasalis is the source of this 2529-nucleotide messenger RNA. RefSeq names its product ER degradation-enhancing alpha-mannosidase-like protein 2. Gene Ontology annotation, molecular function: calcium ion binding; mannosyl-oligosaccharide 1,2-alpha-mannosidase activity. NCBI's taxonomy places the organism in Eukaryota, Metazoa, Arthropoda, Insecta, Diptera, Culicidae. The record is from RefSeq and is a predicted model, not a curated record. Gene Ontology annotation, cellular component: membrane; endoplasmic reticulum. Gene Ontology annotation, biological process: mannose trimming involved in glycoprotein ERAD pathway; endoplasmic reticulum mannose trimming; carbohydrate metabolic process.
UUGUGAUUGUGAAUUGAGAUUUCUCAUUUUCCAAGUUUUAGUUCUAGCCAGCGUAGUCUAGUAGUUUAAAAACCAAAUUUAGUCAACAUGCGAGUUCUAAAAUUUCGGAGAGCUCCACACUGGAAGAUGUGCACUUUGAUGUGGCUGGGUUUCUUCGGCUGGAUCAUGAUAUCGGCAGUGGUUGGUCUACGCCAAUAUUCUGAAAAUGAUUUACGGAAGCUACGCGAAAGAGUGCGGCGCAUGUUUGAGCACGCCUACGAUGGAUAUUUGCGGCACGGAGUUCCCUACGAUGAAUUAAGACCGUUAUCCUGCGACGGUAUUGAUACGUGGGGUAGCUACUCCUUGACCUUGAUAGACGCCCUGGAUACCCUGGCAGUGAUGGGAAAUUACACGGAAUUUGGUCGAGUCGUGACUUUACUAAGCGACCAGUCGUUCGAUGCGGACAUCAAUGUCUCCGUAUUUGAGACGAACAUCCGCAUCAUCGGUGGUCUGCUCUCUGCCCAUCUGCUGUCGCAACAGGCCGGAGUGGAAUCCUUGGAACUAGGAUGGCCAUGCAGUGGUCCGUUGCUUCGAUUAGCAGAAGAUGUAGCACAACGUUUGCUUCCUGCAUUCGAUACCGCGACUGGAAUGCCGUACGGCACUGUAAAUCUUAGACAUGGUGUGCCCUACGGAGAAACAUCCGUAACAUGUACAGCCGGAAUAGGAACAUUCGUGUUGGAAUUCGGCACACUGAGCCGUCUCACGGGCAACUCAAUCUACGAACACGUGGCGACCAAGGCCAUAAAAGCAUUAUAUGCGCAUCGCUCCCCAAUCGGUCUCUACGGUAAUCAUAUCGACAUUCAGACAGGGCGCUGGACCGGCCAAGAUGCGGGGAUUGGUGCUGGAGUAGAUUCGUACUACGAAUAUCUGGUGAAAGGUUCGAUUUUGCUCGAGAACCCAGCGCUGAUGGCCACCUUUCUUGAGGGCAAAGCUGCAGUCGACCGCUAUUUGAAACGGGACGAUUGGUACGUUUGGGUUAGCAUGACGAAGGGUCAGCUUACUCUGCCAGUAUUUCAAUCGUUAGAAGCCUAUUGGCCCGGACUACUGAGUCUCUUCGGUAGCACUACGGAAGCGCUUCGUGUACUGUACAGCUACCAAACCGUGUGGCGUCAGUAUGGAUUUUUGCCCGAAUUUUUCAACAUUCCCACUGGCGAGGCCGGUACGAAUAGGGAAAACUAUCCGUUACGCCCGGAGCUGAUAGAAUCGGUGAUGUAUCUGUAUCGAGCGACAAGCGAUCCUUUUCUACUAGAGUUAGGUGAAAACAUACUGGAGAGCAUCGAACACAGUGCAAAAACUGCCUGUGGAUACGCCACCAUUCGAGAUGUGAACAACCAUCAGCAGGACGAUCGAAUGGAAUCCUUUUUUUUGGCAGAGACAACCAAGUACCUUUACCUGCUUUUUGAUACGAAUAAUUUCAUUCACAACGAUGGGCGAACCAGUAGCAUUGUAAAGACUGAUGAGUUGCAUGGGGAGUGUGUUCUCGGUGCUGGAGGUUACAUUUUUAACACUGAAGCCCACCCUAUAGAUCCUAUGGCACUUCGUUGCUGCGAAGCGAAACACACAAACAUCUUUUCCAACAAUGUUCAGCAACGCGGCCAGAUCUUUCGUUCCAGUAGAAAAACACGGUCAGAAAAAGGAAGAAAGAUGACGGUAUCCACUGAUCUAUCCAUGGACGAAGCAAUAUCCACACGGGAUGGGUUUACGCACAGCCAGAGACGAGAAACAGCUUCACAGGUUGCAGAAAACGUCGAUAAGUCUACUGGGAGCAUUAACAAGGAUGAAUCAGUAGCACAGACAGAAGGACCCACUGUCAUAGUAACAGUCGGUAAAGAAACUUUAGCAGGAACAUCCCUGCCAAGCAACGACAGAGACGGUGGUGAGCAUCUCACGGAAACUGCGGCAGAAAUUUCAGGAAAAAAAUAUCAGUCUUCGAAAGAAUCUAUAAUGGAUGCCGAAAUCGUCAGAGUAGAAGAUUACGAAAGUCUAACUGCGCCAUUUACUCCUCCACCAGCGCCGGGUGGAGCAGGAAUUGUGGACAGUUGGACGAGCCACAAUGCACCGGUCACUACGCUUUUACAAUUCGUGCAGGGAAUAUUUCCCCAAAAACCUCAGUUCGAGUAUGGGUGUUCAUCGGUCAAUGAAGAACGGAUACACUUGAUUAAAAAUAUCAAAAGUUCUGAGAAUACUAACAAAUUAAAUAGUUCAUCACUUCCUUUACUCUUGCCCAACAACUCGGCUUACCACUUACUUGCGUGUAGAGCGCAGCACUACACCGAGAGACUAACGUUGUUAGGGGAGUUUAUAAAAUCUUUCUAGCGGUAAAUAAAGUACUGAUGAUAGUUUUAGAAGAUUGGUGUCCAAUCUUUUUCGCCAGGAAACAUAAACCUAUGGGCGAACGAAUUGGGAGAAAAUGAGGUCCUGCUUUAUGGUGUUUGCGAUUCCUUGCUCUAUCACAAUUGUUGGAAAUAAACGUGAACAUUUGUGAUUGAA